AUGAGUAUUGCACAGUGGUAUUUUACAAAGGAGGAAAUACAAGACACACCUACGAUUCUUGAUGGCAAAUCAUUCGAAGAGGAGCAAAUGGACCGUAUCAAAGGCUGUCAUUACCUGCUGUCUGUGGGUGCAAAGCUAAAUCUACCCCAGCUGGUCGUCGCUACAGCUACCACCUACUUUCAUCGAUUCUUUAUGCGACGAUCCAUGAAAUACUACCAUGUUUAUGAAAUUGCCGCCACCUGCCUGUUUGUUGCUACCAAAGUAGAAGAGUGUACGCGCCGAUUGAGAGACAUUGUCCUUGCCUGUGCUCAAAAGGGACAAAAGAACGACAAGCUCAAGUUGGAAGAAGAUGAAAAAGACUUUAUACGUUGGAAAGAGACACUACUGUACAAUGAGAUUAUAGUUUUGGAGACCCUGUGCUUUGAUUUAUCAGUCGAACACCCACAUACCAUUUUGCUGGAAUUAGAGAAUCAACUGACUGGACAAGUGUCAUCAUCGUCAAUACGGAAAGCAUGGAUGUUAUUGUAUCAGAGCUUGGGUGCGCCGUUGUGUCUGUUGUAUAGACCCAAAGUAGUUGCUGCUGCUGCUUUACUACUGGCAACCAAUCUAUCGUCUACAGACAAGUUAAGCGAAAACUGGUUUGAAAUGCUAGACGACAUUGACAUUGGACAAGUAUACGAGUUGGCAGUGGAGAUGUUGGAGCAUUACAGAGAGCAUUAUCUAGUGAAAAGCUCGAGUACGGCCAGCACCAGCUCGCAAUCCAACUCCCCGCAUCCAUCCCAAAUACAACACACCAAUGGGUUUUAG
Molecule: messenger RNA, 807 nt
Organism: Mucor velutinosus
Lineage: Eukaryota; Fungi; Mucoromycota; Mucoromycetes; Mucorales; Mucoraceae
Exons: 6
Coding region: 1-807 (268 amino acids)
Biological process (GO): regulation of transcription by RNA polymerase II; positive regulation of DNA-templated transcription, elongation
Cellular component (GO): nucleus; cyclin/CDK positive transcription elongation factor complex
Molecular function (GO): cyclin-dependent protein serine/threonine kinase activator activity
Source: RefSeq, a predicted model, not a curated record